AUGGAUGUGGGUCCACCUCCGCACCCCCUCGUCCCUGCAGUGGGAAACUCAAUCAAUCCCCAGACCCUCUCUCCGAAGUCAAACCCAGGUCUGGAGGUACCAGAGCCACCUCCUCGUCCCACCGUCUCACCCUCCGAGGCCACCUCCCCUGUUGCCAGCCCCACAAAACCCUCACCAGUCCCAACAACAACGCCACCCUCUGAAGCCUCAGCAGUGGACACACAUCCACAAACAAGCUCCCAAGGAACCGUACCAUCCAGUGUCUCCCCCUCUCCUUCCCCCAAUAUGUCUUCAACAUCUCCUGUGUCCGGCAUCACCACUGACGCCACAGUCUCAUCCUCCGCCAGCGCUGGCUCUGUACAGAACGGCAGUCAGCCGCCACGCUCGCGGAGGUUCGCCGCUGCCGCCAGGAAGGUGGUGAUGCAGGAGAGGAUGAAGAGGGCGGAGGAGGCUGCCAAGGCUGAGGAGGAAGAGGAAAGCUCUGAGGAGGACAUGCCUUUUGAGGAGCUGGAGAAUAAGGCGAAAAGUGGGGACCCUAAAGCCCAGAGCAGUCUGGGUAAAUAUUACCUGAAGCUGGCUGAAGAGAGAGAGGCUGAGACGAACAGCCGUCUGGCGGUAGACUGGCUGGUGAAAGCGGCGAAGCAAGGCCGCAGGGACGCCUCACGGCUGCUGCAGCGCUGCUGGAUCCAAAAGAAAGGCAUCACCCCUGAGAAUGAGCAGGAUGUCCGGAAGCUGUCCACAGAGAGCAGGUUUGAGCAGGCAGUGCGGCGGGCAGCUAUGAUGAUGUACUGGAAGCUGAAUCCGGAGAGGAAGGAAAAGGUGGCCAUGUCAGAGAUGCUGAGAAAUGUGGAUCAGGUCAAUGCCAUACCGGGUGGCUGUGCUGCUGGCACCCUGCCCAGUGUGCAGACCCAGAGAAAGGUCCUGGAGAACAUGGUGACCAGUGAAUCAGGUUCCCAGUAUGUUGACCUGGAUGAUUUUGUGGAAAUCACAAAGAAAUUUGCACAGGGGAUUGCUCCGUGCCCACAGAGCAGUAGUUUGGGGGAGGACAGUGAGCAGAGAAGUCCUGAUCAUGUGACCAGUGCGGAUCAUGGGGGGGAAAGCGAUCUGGUCCCUGUGAAAAAGCGUCAGGUGAUGAAAAGGAGUUGGGGCAUUGGAGGAGGUGGAAUGGUCCUGGCUACCAAACGCAGUGGAGCUAUGAAAAGAGCUAUGGACAUCAAGGCUUACUUCCUGGAUCUGCAGUACCCUGUGCAGGCUGUCUUUGAGAUUAAAGAACGCCUCAUUGACUGGGCUUCCCGUGCUGGCGUGCUGUGGCUCAGCACCAUAAUCCCAACACAUCACGUCAAUGCCCUCAUCUUCUUCUUCAUCAUCUCCAAUCUCACCAUCGACCUCUUUGCCUUUGUCAUCCCCCUGCUCAUCUUCUACCUCUCCUUCAUCUCCAUGAUCAUCUGUACGCUGCGGGUCUUUCACAGCAGUAAGGGCUGGGAGAACUUCCGGGCCCUGACGGCGCUCCUCACCCGUUUUGAGCCUGGCCUUGACGUGGAGCAAGCAGAGACCAAUUUUGGCUGGAAUAACCUGGAGCAGUAUUUCUACUUCAUGAUCUCUGUCGUCUUUGUCAUCUUUACCUUCCCAGUUGCAGACAAAGGAUGGAUCCCCUGCUCCGAGCUGUCCACGGUGGCCAUCUUUUUUACAGCACUCAGCUAUGUGAGUCUGAGUCCCUCCGCAGCGGCCUAUGCCCGCCGGGCUCUCAUCAUUGAAGUGGCCUCGUCCGUCUGCUCCUUGGCCAGCAAGCUGCCCGAGGAAAUGACGAUGAUCAGAAUGCUCGGCCAUACCUUCGGCACUGUCCCUCUCGGCGACUCUGUGGUUCUCAAGCUCAGCCUGCCUUGCCUCCUCUAUGUCUACUUAUUCUACUUGUUCUUCAGCAUGGCCCGUAUGCGAGGUUUCAGAGGCACCUACUGCUUCCUUGUGCCUUAUCUGGUUUGCUUCAUGUGGUGUGAGUUCUCUGUGGUGCUUCUACAGAAUUCUACUCCCAUUGGCCUCAUCCGCACCUGUGUGGCAUACUUCCUGUUUCUGUUUGCCCUCCCUGUCCUGGCUUUGGGCUUGGCUGCCAUGCUGCUGAUCCAAAUGGUCAAGUGGUUCCUGGAGCUGGAACUCACUAAGAUGUUGGUGACACUGGCCGUCUGUGCAGUCCCUGUCACUCUUCGUUUGUGGACACGCUUCAGUCUCUCCCUGCUCGAUGUCUUUCGUUCGAUUACACAGCGUGGCCCCGUCAAGCUCAUCCUUAUCUGCAUCUCUACAGUCGUUCUGUUCUGUGCUAUCUAUGUGUACAACGCUGAGGGUCUGAAGGUAUACAACUCCACGCUGACAUGGCAGCAGUACGGCCGGUUAUGCGGCCCGCCGGCGUGGCAGGGGCGUGGCAUGGCCCAGACGCAGCUGUUCUGUAGUCACCUUGACGGCCACCGGGUCACCUGGACUGGCCGGUUCCGUCACGUGCGAGUGGCUGAGACGGAAAACGGGGCUCAGUCUGUCAUCAGUCUUCUGCCUGUGUUCAUGGGGGACUGGUUACGAUGCCUCUACGGUGAAGCCUACCCCAAGUGUGAGCCACGGAACAUUACAACACCCAUCACUGCCUCCUCCCCAGUUGACAUAGCCACACUCCUUCGUCUCCAGGAAGAGGAAGAACUGUGUCAGAUCAAGGUGCUGGCUAAACACAACUGUCAUGUCAAGCGCUUUGAUAGCUACAGCUUCGAAGUGACGGUUGGAAUGCCAGCUGAGGGGUUUACUGCACGUGAUGAUCCAGCGAGUGACAUUGUCCUGAAAGCCAGUCACGAAUUCCGCCACGUCCUACUGAACCUGGAUCCGGGCAGUAUGGUGGAGUUCAGUACCAAACUGGAGGGAAAGCUGGGCUCUAAGCUUCCUGCCUUUGAGCUAAAGGCCAUACACUGCCUGGACUGCAGCUCCCCGCUGCUGAAGGGCCGGCAGGUAAAAAUUGAGCGGAACUGGAGACAGACCACCCUUCGUGCCAUCAAAUUUGCCUUUGAUUUCUUCUUCUCACCGUUCCUGUCUGCCAACAUCAAAGUGUAA
Messenger RNA from Chanos chanos (milkfish), 3081 nucleotides. RefSeq names its product Wolfram syndrome 1a (wolframin) (gene wfs1a). The transcript is spliced from 9 exons. Lineage: Eukaryota; Metazoa; Chordata; Actinopteri; Gonorynchiformes; Chanidae. The record is from RefSeq and is a predicted model, not a curated record. Bases 1 to 3081 code for a protein of 1026 amino acids. Gene Ontology annotation, cellular component: endoplasmic reticulum; endoplasmic reticulum membrane. Gene Ontology annotation, molecular function: protein binding. Gene Ontology annotation, biological process: endoplasmic reticulum unfolded protein response; calcium ion homeostasis.